AUGACUGUACCUCUACCUACUCCGUCGAACCCCAAGGCCGACGCCGCCGCGGUUCGGAAAAGAAGAAGACGUGCUCCUGCUGGCGGAGCCGCUGAUGACUGCUUCACCUGUACCAAGAGGAGCGUGAAGUGUGAUCGAAGGAGACCAUACUGCUCGCAGUGCUUAGAAGUGGGCAAUGAGUGCUCCGGAUACAAGACCCAGUUGACUUGGGGAGUCGGUGUGGCGAGCCGGGGAAAGCUUCGCGGACUCUCGCUACCAGUAGCGAAGUCGCCUCCUGUCAAUUCAGUCAAGAAAGUGUCCCCGGCGAGGGCUCGGGCGAAUUCGACCCUGAUGAACGGGCAAGAACACGGGCUUGCGGCAAAUGCUGGCCACUGGAAUGAGCCAGAGCAGCUCUCACCACGAAGCACUCGAAGCGACGUUGUCGAUGGCCCGGUAGACCCACGAUAUCCUUCUUCUAUGCCUGCAACGCCAUUUCACAGUUACGACUUUUCCAAAAUCUGUCACGCCGAGCCAACACCGCCUUUACCGGCAGGGCCUGCUCAUUGGCAUAAUAUGCCCUUUUCGGCCGGUCUGCCUCGAGAGGGACCACGGUUUCCCAAGUUGGGUCCCAUUCUGGCACAUGGUCCCCCCGAGCCACUCUCCGCCUCUAUCGAUUCCCUGAGCGAGGCCGACUACUUGUCGCCCCUCAGCCAUACUUUCUCCAGGGACGACCUGCCCUUCGUCACCAGCCCGCCUCACAUGUACGCCGAGAGCUACAACAGCGCCAACUCGCCUAUUCCCCAAAGCCCAAUUUCGUCUGUGAUGAUGGAUCAUCAACAUCAACGGGCACCUACAUCAUGUCCUAGCCUUGUGUACGCUCCAUCCGAGCCAAGUUCAAGCCUCCACUCACAUCUGGAUGGUUUUGAGGCUCACAUAAGCAAUCGUCUGAUGGAGUACGAACCACUUGCGACCCCUGGGUUGGACGCGUACAGCACCAGCGCCCAAUCUGAAAGGCACUUUUGGGGGAAGUCAGCGGAGGAGGAUGGCGCGUCCUCUCACCUUGUUCAGGAUCAGUCACUCCCUUGGCCGUCAGUACUCGAUCAGCCUGUGCUUCCAGUAAGCCCUGAUCUUAUCGCCAAAAUGCCAUUCUUCAUGGACUAUUACGAGAAUACCAUGUGCCCGGGCAUGGUCUUCAUAGAUGGGCCUUCGAAUCCCUUCCGGGAACACAUACUUUCGCUCGCCACCGCCAGCCGAAGCCUGCAGCAUGCCAUUUGCGCUCUCGCGGCUUGCAAUCUACGGAUGAAGAGAAAAUUGAGCCUUGCUCAUGGUCAGGAUGGGAAGCGUCAAAGCUUACCCGGUCCUGUCCCGGACCUUCGAACUGAUGAACGGACGUUGUCAGAGGAAUACCAGCACCGAAAUCUAGCGGUGCAUUUGCUCAACGAGCAGCUUAACGAUGCAAACAAAGCAAGAGGCGACGCUGUCCUGGCCACAAUUUUAAUGCUAUGUCACUACCGUAUGGCGGAAUCCGGAAUUGCGAAAUUCCAUACCCAGUUUGCUGGAGUUAAGAAAAUACUGGGCAUGAGACGAUCUUGCCCAUUCCCUCCAUCAAGGGAUUCGGCAUGGAUGGAGGCACUUUUCACCUACUUUGACGCCAUCUCAGCCAGCAUCAAUGACCGAGAAGCCCAGCUGAAUACCUCAUUCUAUGGCGUUAUGCCAGACGCGCAACUACUUCCACCUGGUGCAGAGAAUUUUGUGGGCUGCGACCGAGAGCUCUUCAAAACAAUCAUCAAGCUUGGGAGACUGAACCUUCUCUCCCAGCAUCGCGAGGUCCAGAGUCUCUUUGGCACUACGACCUCACGCGGCCUACCAUCUCGUCCCGACUCGCCUCUCGAAUCGCCCAUUGGUCAUAUAUAUAAGCCGCAGCACCAGUUUGGUUCGGACAUGCUUGGAAAGACCCACCCUCGAUUCGAUGGCAACGGCUUCAGCACCACCCUGGACGAAGACCAAAUUUUGGUAUCUAGCUUGUCCUCUUCGGCCGCCUACGAUGACCACCGGUCAACGUUCUGGCGCGAAUGGAAGGACGCGAGAAUCGCCCUGCAAUCCUGGGAAUUCGAUGCACAAGGCGUUAUUGCUUCACAGCCCGCUGGCCUCACAGCAACACAUGCGCAGGUCCGUGACUUAGGUUCCCUGUCCGAGGCAUUCCGCUACGCGGCGCUUCUCUACACGGAGCGCCUGGCGAGCCCGAGUGUGCCAAGUGCGCACAACAACUUCCGCAACUUGGUUAGCCAAGUGGUUUACUACGCCACAUCACUUGAGGCCGGGUCGUCUGCCGAGAAAUUCCUCCUGUGGCCACUGUUCGUCGCCGGAUCCGAGUGUGUAAACGAGAUGCAGCAGGGCAUUGUGCGCUCCAAGUGCCGCGAGAUUAUGUCCCGGUCCGGCUACAUGAACAACCUCGCAGCGCUAGACGUGCUGGAGAGGAUCUGGGCGGGCGAGGGUAGGGAGCAGCAGCAGGAGGGCAAACUCAUGACAAGGAGGGGCCCGUUCAGCUGGACGCGAUGUAUUGGUGGCCCAGGGGUGGAGGUUGAGUGGAUCAUGUUCUAA
Molecule: messenger RNA, 2580 nt
Organism: Diaporthe amygdali
Lineage: Eukaryota; Fungi; Ascomycota; Sordariomycetes; Diaporthales; Diaporthaceae
Exons: 2
Coding region: 1-2580 (859 amino acids)
Biological process (GO): regulation of DNA-templated transcription
Molecular function (GO): DNA-binding transcription factor activity, RNA polymerase II-specific; zinc ion binding
Source: RefSeq, a predicted model, not a curated record